This is a messenger RNA of Dermacentor albipictus, 3020 nucleotides long. RefSeq lists its product as uncharacterized. Gene Ontology annotation, biological process: protein processing. The record is from RefSeq and is a predicted model, not a curated record. Gene Ontology annotation, molecular function: metalloendopeptidase activity. Lineage: Eukaryota; Metazoa; Arthropoda; Arachnida; Ixodida; Ixodidae. Gene Ontology annotation, cellular component: plasma membrane.
GGAAGUCUCGCUGCGUAUUUUUGUCGGUGUCCGAACCUUGGUCAAGACCAUUCAUUCGGAGUCACUGGCGGAUACGUAAAAAGGAUGAAGGGGUCUCGGGGGCAUCCCGGAGGAGCCGACUCUCCAUCCGAGGGUAAAAAAGACGCGAUACCCCACCAAGAAACAACGCCGCGGAACGAAACAGCCAACGCGAAGCCGCUCGAGCCCCCCGUGGCAGCCGGGCCUUCUGCGCAAGCGCGGCGCGUCCUGGACAGAAGGAGGCCGUCCCGCAGACUGAGCCUCUUCCGGGGCCUGGCCACCACGACCCGCGCAUCGGCCACGUCGGGCAAGACUUCCCAGUCGCGCACGAAUGUGAAGAACAUCCUACUGAGCUCAGACGUGAGAGCCUUCAUGAAACAACUGGCUGAGCAGGAGAAGAAGGACGAGGGCAGCAGAGCGGGCGCGCUGCAUCGCGUGGCAUCGCCGCGGCGUCAGGAUCCUUUCGGAAAGCUCCUCGAGCGACACAACGCCAUGCAAGCGCAGGUCGUCGACGGCGACCCGGCCCUGACCGCGAGCCCGACCGGUGGCCACCGCCGUCUCUUCGUCGUACUCGAACAACUCACGCUUCACAAGCGUCUCCUGGCGGCCGUAUGCGUCGCCUUCGUUUCGCUUGUCCUGGUUACCGCGCUCACUGUCCUGGUUGUAAGCGGCCAACAGGCGCCUCGUACCGCUGCUUCGAUGCCGCUGUUGGCCGCCGUACUGCCGGUCUGCAGCAGCAAGGGCUGCAGAAGCGCCAUGGAAAUGAUCAAUCUGUCUGUGGACACCAGCGCCGACCCCUGCCAGGACGCGUACGCUCUAGCCUGCGGCAGAUGGCGCUUCGAGGACGAACGGGGCCGGCGGCUGACGUACAAGCGCAUGGCUUACGACAACUACGUGUGGCAAGCGCACAUGCUGCUCGUAGCCAACGGCUCUCACCCCCGGCCGGAGCUGUACGUGCCAUCGCGCAUCUACCGUUCCUGCGUCAACUUCCUCGCAGAAGACCGGGCGCGGCUGGUUGAAUUGUGGGAAAGUGCCGGCAUGAAACCGGAUGUGUGGUUGGCCGUGAGGAACUUCUCCGAGCUGUUUUCCUUGAUCCUCAACACCAUGAUAUCGAACAGACUCGAAUCCGUGUUCCAGAUUGAGAGAAACCCGCACCCCGUCGUGACAACUGGACGAUCGAUGAAGACGGACGCCCUCAACCCUGCCUACGCGACCAAACAACUGCUCAAGGAAGUGAACCGUGUGCUGCUGCGGCCUACGGGCUCCGAAGCCUUGCUGCACGAAGUGGCGACGCUGGACGACGCCGUCGACAACGUGACGGAAGCAUUCGCGAAGAAGGAGCCGGUCACUGUCGUGAAUUCUAGCGCGCUGGACGACGCCGCACUGGGUGUACGCUGGGCUCCUUGGCUGACAAGAUUUCCGCUGCGUGGCGCCGUCUCUGAGCCGAACGACGGCGCUGGACUUUGUUUCCCGCAGCCCGCAGCCCCUCAGCAUGCAGUCCCUGAGAAUGCCUCCUCCGAAGGAGACGCCGUCAAAGUCAACGAUGUCCGAGCGUUGAGGCUUCUGCUGUCGCUGAUGGGCGCGGCGCGGCUCAAGGUGGCCGCGGUGCACGCCCUGCUGGUGCCCGUGGCCGAGUUCAUGAGCAUCGAGUACAACGUGUCGUCGCGGCGCGGCGCGAUGCCGUACGGCCACCGGUGGCGCACCUGCCUCGUCAACAUGCACCGGCUGCUGCUAAAGCCGUUCGCCUGGGCGCUCGCCCGCGCCAUGCAGGGCAACGAAACCGCCCAGGCGGCGCUGGAGAUGUGGAAGGACGUGAGGCACGUGGGCGCCACCAUGCGGACAAUCGCCGAAGGACUGCAGCUGAGCGACAUGACUCUGAUGCACGACGACGUCACAGCAGAAGGUGACAACAGCGACCUUCCGACGAAGCCCUUCAGCCGCGAGUACGGCGACGGGUUCGUGUCCAACCUGGUCAUACACGUGAGACUCACGGGUCGCCGGUUGCCCGCCCACGUCGCCAUAACUGGGAAGAGACAGAAGCCGCGCCUGGUACCCGCCGUGUACAUGAUGCCGGACUUUUUCUACCCGUCGGCCCCCGAGACGGGCAUCAACUACGGCACGCUGGGCGCGCACAUGGCCAAGAUGAUGUUCAACUGCAGCGCGCCACACGCUCGCCUGCCGAAAUACAGGGACUGCUUUGUGCGAUUCGGUAGGCAGCUGGGCCUGGACCUGAGUGGAAACGAACUGGGCAGGUCACUGCGCACCAGAUGGGCGGCCGAGGUGGCGCUCCAGGCGUGGAAGAACGACCAGCCGGGGUCGGCGUUGUUCCUGCCACUGACCAAACUGUUCUUCCUGCGCUUCGCGAUGGUCUACUGCGGCAACCGGCCAAGCCGCCGGCAUUCCCUGCUGUUCGCCACCAGGACGUCGGCCACCUAUGCCGAGGCGUUCAACUGCACCAGCCCGCCACCGAUACCCUGCUGAUGCUAUAGACUCCAAAAAGGCGGCAAUAUACGCGACGCGCACCGCACGCGUGCGGACGCGUGAUAUAGUGCAGAUGUCGAACGCUUCUGCAGAAAUUUCAGUUUACAAUGUGUGUACAGUUUGCAGUUAACGUUUACAGUUUACAAAGUGUACGGUUUACACUUUAUACAAAGUGUAAACGGCAAUUUUUGCAGAAGUGUUCGAUAUGUGCAAUUUCUUGCGCGACCACACGUGUGCGGUGCGGCUCUCGGUGAUUGGCGGCUCGAGCGUAAUAAGGCCCUUACUUCAUUGUUCGGCUGCUUUCCGGGCUGUCGACGAACAAUCACGAAACUCUCGUGCCUUCCGAGAACAGCGUCCCCGUACGUCGUGCUGCUUUACAAACUGUUUGCAAUUGAAAUUAUUUUUAACUCUGCCACGUGACAUUGAAGAACAGUGUGCCUGUACGUUACAUGUCGCUUCUUUUGACGAUUACAGUCAUGUCUCGCACUUCAGUCAAAGGAAUGUUGCGUCACUAUGUCGUG